CACGUCCCCGCGUUCCGUCAUCGAAUCAGUAAAAAUUCGCUCUUCGGAUGCCCGCACUAUUCUCGUAUCGGUGACAGAAAAUGUAUAUUUAGACAAUUUAUUUGUGAAGGAUAAAUUAAUACCGAGUGUGACAGUGUAGAUCCGAUUUUUUUUUGAGUGUCCAGUGCUGUGAAUGUGGUGAAGAUUUUUUUUUGUAUGUGAUUUUCCGAGAUUUUUUUGCGAGACAAAGAUAAAGGGGUCUGUCGGAGAUAACGGUCUGAUAAUAACCAAAGAUUAUACGUACAUACUUUGCUGGAUUUUGGCAGAGACGCGCGAAAGAACAACGAUGACCUAAAAGGAACGAACGGAAAACUUCAACAAACAAUGAAUAAAUGAAAACGAUCGAAGAUGCGCAAUGAAACUUCGAUUCAUAAGUUUCAAGAGGUGACGGUGAAGAAGAAGAUGUUUGAAAACAUUUCGAAGAAAUGUCUUAUGUUAAAGAGUUUAUAAAUUCUAUAUAAUAAUGUGCAGAUAUAAAGAGACAUUGAAAUACACCGCGUGUAAGGUUGGCGGUCGGAUUGUCAGUGAAACGGAGAUAGAACGAGCGAGAUAAAGGCCACCCCAUAUGGAUCGCGAAAAUUUAACCCACCACGCGGCACUGAACGCGACGGUCAACGCGACUGGCAACAGCACAGUCGCGGAGGCCGACGAUGAUGACCUGACACAGAGCAUAUUCUUCAAGCUGAGGAUGUCAGUACUCCUGCUAAUUGUGAUCAUGGCAGUGCUGGGGAACAUGCUGGUUAUUGUUAGUGUUAUGAGGCACAGGAAACUUCGAGUCAUAACCAACUAUUUCGUCGUGUCCCUCGCGUUCGCUGACAUCCUCGUCGCUAUGGUGGUGAUGCCGUUCAACUUCAGUGUCCAAUUCUACAACAGCUGGCUAUUUGGACCCACCAUUUGCGAUCUAUGGAACUCCUCAGAUGUCUACUUCACAUCAACGUCGAUAUUACAUCUGUGUUGCAUAUCCGUGGAUAGAUACUACGCUAUUGUUAAACCGUUGAAGUAUCCUAUUAAGAUGACGAAGAAGAUGGCGUUCGUCAUGUUAGCAGCAACAUGGCUAAGUCCAAUCACAAUAUCCUACGUCCCAAUCUUCAUGGGCUGGUACACAACCAGCGAUCAUUUAAAAGUGCAAAGAGCUGACGAGUGCGAGUUCAUAGUAAAUAAACCCUACGCGGUAAUAUCCAGUUCUAUCUCAUUCUGGAUACCCUGCACCAUAAUGUUGUUCACGUACUAUGCAAUAUUCAGGGAAGCGAACAGGCAAGAAAAGAAUUUGCACGCCCGAGCUGGAAAUGCGAUGCUAAUGCACAGACAUUCUCGUGAAGUAGGUGAUAAGAAUGGCGCCUUACAUAUAAACGCAACGACUCCAACCAAGGAUAGAAAUAUCCUCAAAAUGAAGAGAGAGCACAAAGCAGCCAGAACAUUGGGCAUCAUCAUGGGUGCCUUCAUUCUCUGCUGGCUUCCCUUCUUCCUAUUCUACGUGUCAACCUCAUUGUGUGACUCUUGUAGAUGCCCUGAAGUUGUGACAGUGAUCAUGUUCUGGACUGGGUACUUUAAUUCAGCUUUGAACCCGAUAAUUUACGCGUAUUUUAAUAGAGACUUUCGUAAUGCGUUCAAGAAUACUCUUGCGUGUGCGUUCUGUAGUUUCUGUAAGAGAAGUGCUUCGGAUCUUGAUGCUUUAGAACGGUUAGAUAGACGUGGUUCUGCUCAACUGAGAGUGCCAGUACCUUCUAGAAGAACUUCAGAUCUAGCAUCACUUUGAAUAUCGCGAAAGUGCGAAGUGACAGCGGUUUAAGAGGCCUACAACAGUCUCAACGAAAUAUUUAAGGACAUAUGUGUACUUACUUCCAAAGUUGAUGUGAUUUAUUUAGAAUCGUCGUGGUACAUAAUAUUAUUUGUAUAGAAAAAUAUACGUACGUGUCGUAUUUAGGCAUUAUUGAUAGAUUUUAUUUGAAAAUGAAUUAAUAAGUCCCGUUUUAGUGGUAUAGAAUAAUUAUUAUAAUUUAGACGAGGGCUUGUUAAUUCAUUUUUGACAAAUAAAAUAUAUAAGUAGAUAUUGUAAUUUAAAUCUCUGAUAAUUCUUUGCGAUUAUCAAUCUGAACCAAAGAACAUUAUUUUUCUACUUUGAAAAUAUUUGGAAUCUGUCUUUUCUAGCACAAAUGGAUGUGUUUCCUUUAUCAUUUUGAUUAAAUAAGUAUAUUUUAUAACAUUUCACCUCUUAUUCACUGUGUAUAGACUAUACCAACUUUUAUCAGAAAUAACACUGUGUACAUCAAACUAAAAUAUCAUUAUUAACUAUAAACAUAAUAAAAAAUACACCAUAAUUAGACUAUGUAUAAUAGCAAUAUCAAAAUAUUAUUACAUCUAAAAUAGAGUCAUAAAUCGAAAAUCGUUGCAAAUAU
Spodoptera litura is the source of this 2435-nucleotide messenger RNA. Its product is annotated as octopamine receptor beta-2R. NCBI's taxonomy places the organism in Eukaryota, Metazoa, Arthropoda, Insecta, Lepidoptera, Noctuidae. Gene Ontology annotation, molecular function: octopamine receptor activity. The record is from RefSeq and is a predicted model, not a curated record. Gene Ontology annotation, cellular component: plasma membrane. Gene Ontology annotation, biological process: positive regulation of MAPK cascade; adenylate cyclase-activating adrenergic receptor signaling pathway.